This is a messenger RNA of Selaginella moellendorffii, 2010 nucleotides long. Its product is annotated as pentatricopeptide repeat-containing protein At1g09410, mitochondrial-like. The coding region runs from base 1 to 2010 and encodes 669 amino acids. Gene Ontology annotation, biological process: RNA modification. Lineage: Eukaryota; Viridiplantae; Streptophyta; Lycopodiopsida; Selaginellales; Selaginellaceae. The transcript has a single exon. Gene Ontology annotation, molecular function: protein binding; RNA binding. The record is from RefSeq and is a predicted model, not a curated record.
AUGAUCUUCUCUCUUUGUGCUUCCUUUCCACUAAAGGUCUCUUGUGGUGACUUGAGAGGUGAUCGGGGAGAGGUUUCUUUCUUUGCUGGGCUGCUACGAUCUGCCGGGCAAUCCCACCGGGUGAAAGAAAUUCACGAGAUUCACGACAGGGUCUUGAGCAGCCGCCAUAGCACGAAUGUUUUCCUUGCCAAUCUCGUCGUCCAGAGCUACGGGAGAUGCGGGGACAUGGAAAGGGCCAGAUUGGCCUUCGAUCGCAUCCGCCGACCCAAUGUCUUCUCGUGGACGAUUAUGCUCUCGGCAAUUGCCCAGAAUGGAACCUUGGACGACGCUCGAGCGUGGUUCGAAAUGAUGCCCAAGAGAGAUCCUGUCUCAUGGGUCGUGAUGAUAAAACGCUACGCCGCUGAUGGGAACCUGGAUCAAGCCCAGGAACUGUUUGAUCGAAUGCCCGAGAAGAAUGUAGUGGCAUGGACUGUGAUGGUUACCGCACUUGCCCAGAAAGGGGAAUUUGAUCGUGCGAAAGAGUUGUUUGAUAGGAUGCCUGAGAGAAAUCCGGUUUCUUGGGGUGCUCUGAUAUCGGCUUACGCAGCGCACAACCGGCUGGAAGAAGCGAAGCGCUUGUUUGAUGCGAUGGAGAAACCAAACAUUCACGUCUACACUGUGAUGAUCACUGCGUAUGCCAAAGCCGGAGAAAUUGCAAAUGCGGAGAGGAUGUUUGCUCUCAUGCCUGAGAAGGACUUAGUCGCUCAAACUACAAUGCUGCAAGCGUUUUCUCACAAUGGUCUUGUCGAAAAGGCAAGGAAGAUCUUUGAUGUAAUCCUGGACAAGGAUGAAAUGGCUUGGAACGCUAUGAUCACUGCAUAUGCCCAAAAUGGAGAAGCAUUUCGUGCAAAGCAAGUGUUUGAUUCCAUGCCCGCAACGAGACGAAACAUCGUCACUUGGAACUCGAUGCUCUCGGCGUUUAAUCUCAAUGGCCAUCCUCACCGAGCUCUGGAGCUGCUGAAAACCAUGCAGCUCGAGAGGAUCAAACCAAACGAGAUAACUUUCAUCGCAGCGCUGGGAGCCUGCGCUGAUGCUGGCGAGCUCGAAACCGGACGAGCGCUCCACGUCGAGGUCAUCGAUCGAGGCCUCGACCGCGACCAACGCAUCCAGGUCUCGCUGGUGAGCAUGUAUGGGAAAUGCCGCAGCCUGGUGGACGCCGUCACAGUCUUCGAUCAAACCCGAGCGAGCCUCCGCGACGCUGUUUGCUGGACUGCGAUGAUCACGGCCUUUGGAGAGAACCACCACUGCCGCGAGGCCAUCCAAGCUCUCGCUGGAAUGGACUUGGAAGGCGUGCAAGCCAACCAUGUCACCUUCGUCGGCCUCGUCAAUGGGGUCACUUCUCUCGGAGAAGCCAAGCUUGUCCACGAGGAGAUCAUCCAGGCGAGCCUCCACUCUCAGAAGCUUGACACUGCUCUCGUCCAGAUGUUCACGAAGUGUGGAUCACUGCCCAGUGCCGAGGCUGUCUUCUGGCAAAUCCCUCCACUCCAGAGGGACGUAGCUUCUUACGACGCCAUGGUCUCGGCCUAUGCUCAAGCUGGCGAGUCCCAGGCGGCCAUCCGGACUUUCGAGCUCAUGCUGUUGGAGGGCGGCGCUGCGGCGGACGAAAUCGUGUUUGUGAGCGUGCUCUCGGUCUGUAGCCAUGCCGGAAUGCUGAGUAGAGGACUCGAGCUCUUCCGGAGCAUGCAGGAGGACUUUGGUUUGAGGCCGAGCGUGGAUCACUUUGUGUGCGUGGUGGAUCUGCUGGGACGGUCGGGGCAGCUUCAGCUAGCGCAGGAGCUCGUCGAUGUCAUGCCGUUUGAGCCCGGUCCCGUGCCUUGGACGAUCCUGCUCGACUCGAGCAACAAAGUUUGCGACGGGAGCGAGCGGCAGGCCUCGGUUGCGGCCGAGAGGACGCUCCAACUGGAGCCCGAGGUCUCUGCUUCGUACGUGCUCUCUAGCUCGUCUUCCAUGAGGAAGUUCUCGUCGAGCUAG